AUGUCUGUGUUUCUACCCCAUUUACGGACAGGAUGGCAUGUUGAUCAAGCUAUAUUAUCAGAAGACGAUCGGCUAGUGGUGAUACGAUUCGGUAGAGAUGGUGAUCCUGAUUGUAUGCUUAUGGAUGAGAUUCUAUAUAAGGUGUCCGAGUCAAUAUCACAGUUUGCUGUGAUAUAUCUCUGUGAUAUCGAUGACGUGCCGGAUUUCAAUGAAAUGUACGAACUUUACGAUCCGAUGACGGUAAUGUUUUUCUACAGGAACAAGCAUAUGAUGUGCGAUUUCGGUACUGGUAAUAACAACAAGCUCAACUUUGUGCUUUCCAAUAAGCAAGAAUUAAUCGACAUUAUAGAGACCAUAUAUAGAGGAGCCAUCAAGGGCAAAGGUUUGGUGAUAGCUCCCAAAGAUUAUAGUUAUACCAAUAAGAGGGGACUAUGA
Molecule: messenger RNA, 435 nt
Organism: Brettanomyces nanus
Lineage: Eukaryota; Fungi; Ascomycota; Pichiomycetes; Pichiales; Pichiaceae
Gene: DIB1
Product: U4/U6-U5 snRNP complex subunit dib1
Exons: 1
Coding region: 1-435 (144 amino acids)
Biological process (GO): mRNA splicing, via spliceosome
Cellular component (GO): U5 snRNP; spliceosomal complex; U4/U6 x U5 tri-snRNP complex
Source: RefSeq, a predicted model, not a curated record